This is a messenger RNA of Harpegnathos saltator (Jerdon's jumping ant), 3523 nucleotides long. It is a transcript of the gene Set, whose product is annotated as NAP domain-containing protein SET. Gene Ontology annotation, biological process: nucleosome assembly. The coding region runs from base 193 to 1143 and encodes 316 amino acids. Gene Ontology annotation, cellular component: nucleus. The record is from RefSeq and is a predicted model, not a curated record. Lineage: Eukaryota; Metazoa; Arthropoda; Insecta; Hymenoptera; Formicidae. The transcript is spliced from 5 exons.
CGUGCACCGGGUCUUCCGGGCUGUUUUCCGCGCGCGGCAGCCGCCUCAAGGUCUUAGCUCGCUGUUCGUGGCCACAGCCGCUUGCGCGCCGCCAAUUCAGCAUCACCACACACAGCGUGACGAGAGCGAGCGCCGUACGGGAAAUAAACAGAGUGCGGUGUGUAGUGGUGGCAAGAGCGCGCGUUCAACGAGAUGUCGUCGCCGAACAAGAAGGCCAAAGAGCUAGAGGACCCGGGCUCGGGCGAGGGGGACGCGCAGGAGUACAUACGGAACAUCGAGAUACAGAAAACCCUGGAGGAGAUCGACGGCUGUCAGAAUCAAAUCGAUGGGCUCAACGAGAAGGCCAGCGACGAGAUUCUCGAGGUCGAGAAGAAGUAUAACAAGCUGCGCAAGCCCUACUUCCAGAAGCGCAACGACAUCAUCAAGAGGAUACCUAACUUUUGGGUCACCGCUUUUGUAAACAACAAAGAAAUAGCAGAAAUAUUGGAGGAGGACGAAGAAGAUGCUCUGAGAUACCUGAACAAAUUGGAAGUUGAGGAGUUCGAAGACAUCAAAUCCGGCUAUAGGAUCAAUUUUCACUUUGACAAAAAUCCAUACUUUGAGAAUGAGGUUUUAACCAAGGAGUUUCACUUAGGGUCUUCUGGAGAUCCAGCAUCUCAAAGUACACCAAUCUGUUGGAAAGAAGGUGCAGACUUAACGAAGAAAGCAAAGACCAAAGCACCGUUGAAAGGACGCAAGAGGCCACUCAAGCACAGAUCAUUUUUUGAUUGGUUUACGGAUCACGGAGAUCCAAGCUCGGACGAGAUAGCUGAAUUAAUUAAGGAUGACAUGUGGCCUAAUCCACUUCAGUAUUAUCUCGCACCAGAUAUAGAUGUCGAAAACGGCAUAGAAGGCGAUGGCGAGGAAUGUGAAAGUGAAGAGGAAGAGGAAGAAGAGGAUGGCGCAGAUGAUGGUGACGAAGGCGGAGAGGGAGGAGAAGGAGAAGAAGGAGAUGACAGUAUAGUGGUAGUCGAGGAUGACGUCGAUGAGGAUGAUGAAGAGGAAGAGGAGGCUGUGAAUGAUGAGGAUGAUGGUGUAAAUGAAGAGGAUGAUCUUCUGGUAGAUGAUGAAGUGGAGCGCGAAGAUGGAGAAGAACCCGAAUAGAGUCGACGUCUGAUUCCUGAUAAUUUCAAUGACAUUUCACUGUGAAAGAAUGAAUGAAAUGUACACCGAAUCAAUCAAUCAAGAGCAGAGGAAGUCUACUGGACUGAAAAAAAUAUUAUGCCAUAUGAAUAAAUCUCAGGAUACACUUUUUGAAUAUAUGAAAAUAGAAGAGCAGAAUUUAGAGGAUCUAGACUCUUUCGAUUGAGAACCUACAUAUGUAUAAAAAUGCAACAUUUGUUAAGAUAUAUUGAAAGUGGUUUGAAAGGAAAGGGUCUGGAUUAAAUUAGAUAGGUUCCACUCUCGCACGAAAAUUGUAUCAGAACAUAACACAAACUCCUCAGUUAUAUUCAUAUGGCCUAGUCGUUCUCUUAAUAAAAUAUGCGACAGAAGAUGUCUGCCUGGUUCUUAAUAUUGCAGAUUUUACCGAUAAGUUAAGAUAUAUAAUACGAAACGAGGUACCAGGUGGGAUAAAUUCUAUAUUUACUUGCUUUCUCGUGGAAAUUUAUUCGUUAGAUAUGACUUCCAGAACGAGGUGUUGAGUAGAAUUUUGGAGAGUGACAAUUUUUACUUUACUUCCGCACACCAAGUACACAGAUUUUUACACGGUUAUACUGACUUUGAAAUAAAAUAAAAAAUAAUGGAUCAAGGAUUCUCUUUAAUUCUCUGUCAAGAUCCACUCGAUUUAUAUUAUACGCGAACAAUGUGUCACAUAUAAGUUACUUGCAAAGUAGAAAUAUGGCAAUGCACUCUUAGUAUAAAUCUCGGUAAUUAUUAACAUAUAUUGCCGAUCGCAGCAUGAGAUCUCCGCGUUUCAAUGAUUGGAAAGAUGUGAUUACUGCUAUUUUCACAUUUUAUGAUAUCAAUUGUAUAAUGUAAUUACUGAUACUAUAUAAAUAUAAGUAUAUGUUACGGAAACAAAGUACGAUAUGUUACUGCUCGCGGAAAAUGUGCGAUUGUCAAAAUCUAGCAAGAUGUCAAUCGCGAUGAUUGGUAAUUGAUUUAUAAAUCAGUCUGGGUAUGGCGGAUUAUUACAAUUAUACAUUAGAAACGGAUACUGAAGAUUACGAUAUAAAAAUAUUGCGUAAGUGUCGAGAGAAUAAUCUUAUAUUUGGUAAUGCAAUUAAUUACGUGUUUGUUUUUUUUAUUGGUAUGUGAUUCUAUAUAUUCAAUGUAACGUUUGAGAAAACUAACGACCUCUCAGUCAAGCAAUGUAGUAAUAUAUUGUAGCGCACAGUUUUAUGCUCAAAUACUCAUCGACACGAUUUUGCAUGAGAGAUCGCAACGCGUGCAAUCUCGUAUGCCCUAUUAUUGUAUUGUAUCCUUCACUAAUUCCUAGUGAGAUGACAAUACACAAUCGUCUGGCAAGUUCGUCCUCAUUAAAGUACUUUAUUAUUAAUGACGCUCAUUUGGACUUUGUCACGCUCAAAAAGCCACUCUCUAAUCUUGCCUCACCUCGUUCAUGUUCUUCCACACUUUGUAUCAUCGCCGCAAUCUACUCAUUGUCACGUGGAAUAAGUGUUUCGUGAACAUUUCUCACAUUUGAUACAUUACGUAGUUGUAAUGGUGAUUUGACUUUAUGAGAUUAUCGUGUACCGAAGGUGUGGCGCCAAUGCAUGGCAGAACGGAGGAACGGUGCUCCUACCAUCGCGAUAACAAGGGAACGUGUAUAAUCGAUACAAAUUCUUGAUUGCACACUUGCAUCAAUGAACCGAAUCUCAUUGUUACCUAGUAUUCCACGAAGCUAGGUAGGAAAAAGAUCAAGUAAUCCUCGAGUAGAGAGUAAUAAUCCUGGUCGAUUUGAUAAGUAAUUGUCUAACUUUACAACAAAGUACAACAGCGAUAUUUUUUAAAAUCGAACACACCUUGUCCUGUUCUCUCUUCCUCUAUCUCACUCUUGUCUUUUUUCUUUUUUUUUUAUUUUCUUUUAUUCGGAUACCAUUCUGUCAGUAUUUAUUAGAUUAGUACGUGUUACCGCUAACAUGUAUGAGAAAGGAAAUAUUGUCAAAAUUAUAGAAGUAAUGAGACCAAUAAGAUUCGUAUUUUACCAUUAGACUUCUGUGUUUAUGUAUAUAUUCACUGAUACCUACUGAUUACUCGAUUCGUUGCCUCUUUUCAAGGCAGGCUUAGUCACCUGUAGGAGGAGCGGUGAAUUAGAGAUUUUCCAUCGCGCGUCCUUCCACGCGCGAGGGUUUCCAUCUACCUUUAACGAGUCACCGAGUCGGUCUCGUGUGAAAACCGCUUUUUCGUCGCAAAAAACGGAUUUAUAAAGCGCGAGAGCGAUAAAUGCUAAGUGUAAACCUCCUUCGCGUCAGGCUACGUAUUCGUGCGGCGAGCAGAAACGAACAGAAAACCGAUUGAAUAAAGUUGCCAGUUUGAGAUA